This is a messenger RNA of Pocillopora verrucosa, 6675 nucleotides long. Its product is annotated as ankyrin repeat domain-containing protein 17. Gene Ontology annotation, biological process: innate immune response. The record is from RefSeq and is a predicted model, not a curated record. Gene Ontology annotation, molecular function: RNA binding; protein binding. Gene Ontology annotation, cellular component: cytoplasm. Lineage: Eukaryota; Metazoa; Cnidaria; Anthozoa; Scleractinia; Pocilloporidae.
GCCUGAAACAUGGCGGAUCUUGGCGAGAAUGUGAACAAGUCUUCGCAUUUUCACAUUAAGUAACGACUGUAAUAUGCCAAGAAAACAUUUAAGACUACUUGUAUAUAGCAGUGAAAACUUGUAGAUAAUGUCUGUUCAUCAACAACAGAAGUCAGUGGUAAACUCAACCGCGGUUUUUCCGAACGAAAGGUCGCCAUCGAUUUCGGAUUCUUCAGACGAGGAAGAUGAUGAUUUGGACGACGAAAGCGCCGAACAUUCAGCGAUGGAGUACAUUCUUAGAGCCAAAAGGAGUGAACUCACUUCAAAGCUCAUGCUUUCUGGUUCUGAUGGUCUGAGUAAUGACUUAAGGAAGAUGGACCCAGAGACUCAGGCACGUCUAGAGACGCUUUUGGAAGCUGCAGGUGUUGGUAAAUUGGCAGAUGGAAAAGCAUUUACUGAUCCUGAAGUACUUCGCCGAUUAACUUCAUCUGUUAGCUGCGCACUUGAUGAGGCUGCAGCUGCUUUGACCCGAAUGAGAAGCCAAAAUAAUGGGUUGCCAUCAUCGGCUGGACAAACAACUGCUGAUUCAGGAGCUCGGAGUCUUGCAGAAGCUUGCCUUGAAGGGGAUGUCAGUGCUGUGCGCAAACUGCUGGAAGAAGGAUGGAGUGUACAUGAACCAACUGAUGAAGGAGAGAGUCUACUCUCUUUAGCUUGCUCAGCAGGUUAUUAUGAACUUGCCCAAGUACUGCUUGCAAUGAAUGCAAGUGUCGAUGAUCGUGGGAGCAAAGGAGAUUGUACCCCUUUGAUGGAAGCUUCUAGUGGUGGUUAUAUAGACAUUGUAAGACUGUUACUUGAGCACACUGCUGAUGUUAAUUCACAAUCACAAGCUGGUAAUACUGCACUCAUCUAUGCCUGCUGUGGUGGCUAUGAAGAUGUGGUAGAAGUGUUACUAAAUCAUGGUGCUGAUAUUGAAGCCCACAAUGAGAAUGGUCACACCCCCCUGAUGGAAGCAGCAAGUGGUGGACAUGUCAGUGUUGCAAAGAUGUUAUUGGAGAGAGGUGCCUGUAUUAACUCGCAUUCAAAUGAGUUCAAGGAGAGUGCAUUGACACUGGCGUGCUAUAAAGGUCACCUUGAAAUGGUCAAGUUUUUGCUUGAUGCUGGAGCUGAUCAAGAGCACAAGACAGAUGAAAUGCACACUGCGCUGAUGGAAGCUUCCAUGGAUGGACAUGUGGAAGUGGCCAGACUUCUCCUAGAUCAUGGAGCACAGGUUAACAUGCCAGCUGAUAGUUUUGAGUCACCUUUGACAUUGGCAGCUUGUGGUGGACAUGUGGAACUGGCUGACUUGCUUAUUAAGAGAGGAGCAUUCCUAGAAGAAGUCAAUGAUGAAGGGUAUACCCCUCUUAUGGAAGCUUCACGGGAAGGACAUCUUGAUAUGGUUGCACUGCUACUCGAGCAUGGAGCUGAUAUUCAUGCACAAACAGAGGAAACUCAAGAGACAGCCUUGAGUUUGGCUUGUUGUGGUGGUUUUCAAGAUGUAGCUGCAUUUCUUCUUCAAGCUGGUGCUACUAUUGAACAGGGCUCGUCAACUCCCCUCAUGGAAGCUGCUCAGGAAGGACAUGUUGAUCUGGUUAAAUUCUUGCUAGAACAAGGGGCUAAUGUUAAUGCAACAACUGCAACUGGUGAUACCCCACUGUCAUUUUCAUGUGAGAAUGGCCACACAGAUGUCGCUGAUGUUCUACUAUCUGCUGGAGCUGAACUGGAGCAUGAGUCUGAAGCUGGCCGCACACCUCUCAUGAAAGCUGCAAGAGCUGGACAUCUUUGUACUGUGCAGUUUCUCAUCAGUAGAGGAGCUGAUGUCAACCGACAGACCACUGUGAAUGAUCACACUGUUCUUUCUCUUGCUUGUGCUGGUGGGCACUUGGCAGUGGUAGAGUUGCUUUUAGCACAUGGUGCUGACCCUUUGCAUAAGUUAAAGGAUAAUUCCAACAUUUUGAUAGAGGCAGCCAAAGGAGGCCAUGCAGCAGUAAUAUGCUUCCUCUUGGAGAACCCCAUUGUUUCCAACCCUCCAGAACUACCACUUCAUUCAAUGCCUGCUACUCUUCCCACUCCAACUGUGCCACCACCCAGAGUGCCUCCUGUUCAUGCUACUCAACCUCCAGUAAUGGAACAUCCUGAUCUGCCUGAUAUGACCGCAGAGGUAUUGAUGGAAAACCAGCAGCUUUUAAACCAGCUGUCAAACACCCCUUUGUCACCCCAUUCACCUCUUCUGUUGAACACCCCUGCCAACUUUGUUGUGCCAGAAAUGCCAACUACGUCUUGCUCCACUUCUUCCACCAUGUCAUCUGUAAGCCAGUCAAUGUCUGACAUGUCAACAAACAUGACUUCAACUGCUGUGCAGACUGAUAACAAGGUUGUCAUUUGUGAGAAGCUGCAGCUUAUUCAAGGGAAGUUAGCCAAAGCCUUGAAGAGUGCCAACCUCUCACUGGAGAAUAUACCUCCUGAGCUUCUCCAGAGUGUCAAUGAUGAAGUAUCAGCACUGAAUCUUGAGGGAGAGGAAAUUGCCUUGCCUCCAUCACCCUUCUCUGUGGGUACUGUUACUGGUGGGAUUACUGAUGAUCAAGAUGGCAUUGAAGGUUUAAUGGUUGCAGAACCUGCUCAGACUCUUCAUGAGACCAUUGGAGACAUGCUAUCUGAAGAUUCAAGCAAUAACAGUGGUCCACCUACUCCUCCAGACCUUAGUACAUCAUCAGUACCGCUAACACCCACCCCAUCUCCUGCUUCGCCUCAGUUUCCUCCUAUGAUUGAUGUGGAUCAGCAAACAGACAGUAACUCAGACACUGCACUCACUUUGGCAGCUGCUGGAGGUCAUGAUGAAUUGGUGACUCUUCUCCUUGUUAAAGGCUCUGAUAUUGAGCACAGAGACAAGAAAGGUUGUACUCCUUUAAUUUUGGCUGCCACAGCUGGCCAUGCCUCAACUGUUGAGAUCUUGUUAGAUAAUGGAGCAGAUAUUGAAGCCCAGUCAGAUCGAACUAAAGACACUGCACUUUCCUUAGCAUGCUCUGGUGGCAGGCAAGAGGUGGUGGAGCUACUAAUUGCCAAAGGGGCCAACUUUGAACACCGUAAUGUCUCAGAUUACACUCCGCUCAGUCUAGCAGCAUCAGGAGGAUAUGUUGGUAUCAUUAAACUCUUACUGAGCCAUGGAGCUGAGAUCAAUUCUCGCACUGGAAGCAAAUUGGGUAUAUCCCCAUUAAUGUUAGCAUCAAUGAAUGGCCACACAGCAGCUGUUAAACUACUGUUAGACAUGGGAAGUGACAUCAAUGCUCAGAUUGAGACUAACAGGAACACUGCCCUAACACUGGCAUGCUUUCAAGGGCGACAUGAAGUUGUGAACCUUUUGGUGGAAAGGAAGGCAAACAUUGAACACCGUGCAAAGACUGGUCUGACUCCUCUUAUGGAGGCUGCUUCUGGUGGGUAUGUGGAGGUGGGUAGAAUCCUCCUUGAUAAAGGAUGUGAUGUCAAUGCCCCUCCUGUUCCUUCCUCUCGAGACACAGCACUGACCAUAGCUGCUGAUAAGGGACAUUACAAAUUUUGUGACUUGUUGCUGUCACGGGGUGCAAUGGUAGAUGUGAAGAACAAGAAAGGAAAUUCACCACUUUGGUUGGCAGCAAAUGGUGGUCAUCUGGAAGUCUGUCAGCAGCUGUUUAGUUAUGGUGCUGAUGUUGAUAGUCAAGACAACAGGAAGGUAUCUGUCCUUAUGGCAGCAUUUAGAAAGGGCCACCUCAAAGUUAUUAAGUGGCUUGUUAAGCAUGUCCAUCAGUUCCCAUCAGACUCUGAAUGUACAAGAUUUGUUUCUACUCUUUCUGACAAGGAGCUCUUGAAUAAAUGUCACAAGAACAUGGAGAUUAUAAUUAGUGCUAAAGAUCGCCAGGCUGCUGAAGCCAACAAGAAUGCAUCCAUACUCUUGGAGCAGAUAGAUUUGGAGAAAGAACGAGAAGAGUUGAAGAAGGCAGCUGCUGCCAGAAAGAGGGACAAAAAGAAACAGAAAAAGAAGAAGAAGCUGCAGGCAGAAAAGGAGGCUGAAACAAAUGUGAAAAACAUGGCUGAAAAAGAAAACAGUGAUGAUAGCAGUGAGCCUGAGAGGAAGAUUUCAGCUGAAAACGGUGUAAAUGCAGGUGUCCUGCCCCCUCCACUGACCACCUCUGCAGUGAUUGAUAGCAACAGUGUCAGUGGUGUCAGAACAAGAAAGUCAUCAACAGGUUCCUUAGACACGCUCACUAGUAUUGCAAUCACUGCUGCUGUCACCACCACUUCAACUGGAAAGUCGAGCGAUGUAAUCAGUGUUAUGAAGACGGCGGAGAUCACCAAGGUAGUGGCAAGCACCAUCAUGACUCAGACCACCCCUCACAGUGCUUUGUCACCCAUCACUGUCGCCACUGCUGCAGCUCAAUGUCUCGCUGUUACUCUAACUACCACAACAGCUACUACGAAGAUGUCAACUUUACCGAGUCCAAAGAAGGGCAAAAAACACGAGGACGGCUGGAAGGAAGUUGUAAGAAGAUCUAAGAAAAUGUCUGUUUCAUCGUCUGUGAUAAGCCGUGUGAUUGGUCGUGGAGGGUGCAAUAUUAAUGCCAUCCGCGAAACAACCGGAGCCCACAUCGAUAUCGAUACCAAUCGACAGAAAACAACUGGCAGCUGUAUAGUUACUAUCAAGGGACCAGCCGAUGCAACUCGACAAGCGCACCAGCUCAUCUCAGCGCUUGUCAAGGAUCCCGAGUGUGAUAUUAAUGACGUUCUUCCUCGAAAAAAGCACCUUCAUUCUCAAAUUAGCCGUUCAGCUGUCGCUACAACAACAACAAUCACCACAUCAGUCACAUCCACAGUCUCUCAUCACAGAACCCUGUCUGAACCUAAACCUACCAACACGUCUUCCAAAGGCCCCUCUACGACACAGAUUGCGCAAACGAAAUCUACCACCAAAACGACAACAUCUGCUGGUCGUCAAAGUUUGUCUAGCUCUUGGCCAUCUACCAAUAGUGCCCCUGUGUCGCACCCUGCGGUAACCACAUCCGUUAGCACCACCACAGCCAAGAGCACUGUGACUACUUCAACUCACAUGCCGAGCACAGCACGAUGGGCGAGCACCACGCAAACUGCCUCUAGUACCAGCAAGAAGACACCGCUGGCUGCUGCUCAAGUAGCCGCGACAAGCUCGCUUACUGGCGCCGCUCCUGUGGCCUCGGCACCAGUCAGGAAGCCAUCAGGUGGAAACUCAAAUACAAGUAGUUCAUCUAGUUCUGGUGUGGCGAAGCCACCGACUCCAGCUAAGCGACAAUUGUUUCCAGAAACUCCAACUGAGCCAAUACCAAGGAAGAAUUCGGCAAGCAAAACAUCCAGGGUUGUUAAGGGUUCUCCUUCGUAUUCCUCUGUUGCCAUGGGAGUGACUGGGGGAUCAGGGAGCGGUGCACUUGAUAUAACGCCUACUGUCACAACAUCUUCCUCUUCCUCUGUGAUAAGCUCGGUGACCACUUCUCCAGGGUCUUCAAACCUUCCACCUGUCAUCAGCAACAUCCUAUCGCAUGUUGGCCAGACGUUCAGUCCCAGCGUAUGGAAUGACAUCGCGCAUCCUAGUGCCAGACCAUCCGUUGGUCCCGUGUCAGAACUAGAUAUUUCCUCUUCUGUGUCUCCAGCUGAUCCCAUCACACAGCCCUUGUACAUCACGACCCCUGGAGCUCUGUUUACCCCACUGCCUCACGAAGCGACGUCGUCCUCCCCGCCCCAUACCUCUGGCUCGCCAGUGCCGACCACAACACCGUCAACAUCAACCUCACCGAAUUCCUCGCCCUUAGGGACAUCCCUUGCUUCAGGAAACUCCUCUUUAGGAGAGACUGGGGAGAAACCAUCACUGAGGCCAAUUGGAACAGAGAGGGCGUCAAGAAGAGUGUCCGCCAGUCCACUUCCAUCCGUGCCUGGGAUAUCGCCGUUAAUAGGAACAGAGGGAACUCAAGUUGCUGGAGUUUGGAGUUAUUCAUAUACCCCAGAUUCCGCACUUUCAACGGGUUGGUCAGCUGCUCCGUCAGUCUCAACAGCGCCAGCGCCAUCCAUGAUCAGCGGCAAUACCUCCUUACCAGGCUCUGAUGAGGAACAAUUUGGUGUGAAUCCAGGGGAUACACUUCAAACAUUCUUGGAACGGCUUUCCCUCUCGAGCCAUCUCAGUCUUUUCCAGAAAAACGAAAUUGACCUGGAUGCUCUUCUGUUGAUGUCGGAAAAAGACUAUGCAGAUAUAGGCUUACCGAAGGGACCUCGAGUGAAGCUAUUGAACAGCACUCGGCAAAUUUACACUAGCGAAACCUCGGAGUUCAGUUCAGUUCCAGCUGGGGCCUCCCCCGGUUCAAGGCCAGUCGGUCGAAACGCUGGCUGGAAUCCUCCGGGGGGAAUCAUAGCGACCUCAUCGACAGCGACAACUGUGGCUCCUGGGGUUCCAUUUGGAGCGAAGAGGGCACCGGGUCGUAAAGUCGAUCCGAACAAAAGACAGGGGUGGAAAUCAUGGAGCCGGACUGCAGUUUAAAUUUAAGUGGGAUUACCAUAUAAACUUCGAUAUUGCUGAACUCUGGACAACAGAGGACUUGAAAACUAGACCAAACUUUAUUUUGGGUUAAUUGGAGCUAUAAGUGAUGAAUAAAUCUUAUGUUGAAUCAA